AUGCAAGUCAGCAAACAAGCACUUUGUCGAAAAAAACUUCUGUCAUUGCACGUGGUAAGGUUUCAAAUGAUUGCCGGAGAAGCUUAUGAAUUGAGAAUCAUAACAAUCAAGAAUUUAAUGCUGCUUCAUGAACGACCCCCUCGAGGAUUACAGUUAAAUCCACCUCACUCUAUUCUGUCUCUGUAG
Messenger RNA from Clunio marinus, 186 nucleotides. NCBI's taxonomy places the organism in Eukaryota, Metazoa, Arthropoda, Insecta, Diptera, Chironomidae. The record is from the annotation of a GenBank genome assembly.